UUUAACUUUGACGAUUCGAUCGAUUCAAUUUAAUUAUCAAAAUAAAUUUAAAAAUAUAAAUUUUUUAUAAAUAUUUUUUACCGACCAAUCAAGAUAAAUUUAAAAAUAUAAAUUACUCCUGAAUGAUACUUAGGGAGCCGGUCCCAUCUUAACUCUUCUAUUCGUAAAUACAUAUCUAGAGUACAAAUGCAAUUAGCAUUUGCUUCCUUUCCAAAUGUAGCAAUUUUAGAGUUUGAGAUGGGUCUCUCUUCUUCGUCCUCGUUUUUUUUUUUUGUUUUUUUUGGGAAAAAAAAUACGGUUCCUAUCAUCCUAUGCCAUUUAUCCAUUUAUGUUUUCAUUAUUUUAAUUUUAUGGCAUUUAUGCUUUCAAAAUAAAUCGUUACUGCUCUCGCGGUUUCGACGCCUCUCUCUCUUUCUCUCUCUCUCUCUCUCUCGCUCUUCGUCGCUCUGUUCGUUUCGAAGUCCGAGAAAAAUCGCAUCUUUCGACCUCGCCUCCUCCCAGCUCCAUUCGCUCUCUCGAAGGUGCUCCCGUCGAUGGACACAUGAGUUUCUUGGCGGCGGAUUCCCAUCUGGACGUCGCGGAGAUCCUUCGCAAGCUCCACAGCGUCGGCUUUUGCUCUCGUCUCGAUGUGACGGAUGCUGGCUCCGAGACUUCGAGCGCGCUCUUCGAUCGGGUCCUGUCGGCCUUCUUGAAGGAGGCCAAUCGGAGAGGGGAGCUCCGCCCGCUGCCGGCCAUGGUCGGCGAUGGGCGUCCCGUCGAUAUGUGGAAGCUCUACUGCUCCGUGCGAGAUAUGGGCGGCUAUGAUCGGGUGUCUGCGGACUCCGGAUGGGCUUCGGUGGCACAGGCGCUUGGGGUGGAGUCGAGGUGCGGUUCGAUGGUGAAAUUGGUGUUCUUUAAGUACUUGGAUGCGCUCGAGAGGUGGGUGAUGCUAGCAUCGGGGAAGCAGGUCAAAGGGCAACAGAGUGGAUACCAAAAUCUGAAUCACUCUAAUGCAAAAGUAACUAUAAAACAAUCGCCAAUGCUUUCAUGUUCACUAGAAGAUCAGUUCUUGUCUCCAUUAAAGGGAUGUGGAUGCUGUUUGAAGACUGGCACCAAUGGGAAUGAGUAUGACAACAGUGAUAGUCUAAUGUUGGAAUUGAGCUCAGUUAAGGGUGGAAGCAAUCGUUGCAAAAGGAAGCAGCAAACUUUGGUUCGAUUGCUUCGUUGGGUGAGAAAUACCGCAAAAAAUCCUAUUUACUGUCAUGUUGGGAAAACACAAUUAACUGAUGUUAGACAAAGUAAGAACAUUGUGGCUAUGGAGAACUAUGCUGGUGCUCUUCUGGCUAGGAAGGCAUUGUUUCAGAAAGUAGUGAAUCAAACUGGCUCCGAAGCGAACCAUCAGAAGGAAGCAAACUCCAUCAAUUGUGUCGAUGUUAAUGGUACCAUUUCCCAUACCACUGAGUCAUCUCAGUCUGUUAAAGAAAAAUCUAGUUCAACAACUUUGGCAUGCAAUGAUGCCCAACAUACAACUCAUAGUAUGUACUUAGAUAACAUAGAUGAUUGGCAUUUUGGCGUUCAACGACAGAAGGAAGUACCAGUGGGCUUGUCCUUCCAAGCAGAAGUUCUUGAUUGGACUGACUGGCCAUCUGUAUCUGCUGAUUCUUCAGAUGAGCUGAAAUGGUUAGGUACACGGCUCUGGCCUCCUGAAGGUCAAGAGAACAUGCCAUUAUUUAAUGAUCCUGCUAUUGGAAGAGGUAGACAAGAUACUUGUGAAUGUAACUUUCCCAGAUCAGUUGAGUGCACCAGAUUUCACAUCGCCGAGAAGAGAUUUCAAUUGAACCAUGAAUUGGGUCCAGCUUUUCAUUUUUGGGGAUUUAGAAAUAUGGGUGAGGAAGUCACACUUUCAUGGACAAAAGAUGAACAAUUGAAGUUCAAGACCGUUGUUCACCUGAAUCGGCCAUCAAAGGGCAAAAACUUCUGGAAGUGGCUUAAAAUAUAUUUCCCUCACAGAAAGUGGACUAGUUUAGUAAGCUACUACUUCAAUGUGUUUGUCCUCGAGCGCCGAAGGUACCAAAACCGGGUAACAUGCCACAACAUUGAUAGUGAUGAUGAUGACAUUGAGUUUUGCUUUAGUAAUCCGAUGGGUCAAGAUAGAGUUACAGUUAACGACUCGAGUUCUAUCGUUUGUGCUCUGAAUGAGCAAUUUAUGGAUUUGCCACAUGAGCUUUGAUGCGUAUCAAUUUGUUACUUCAAAGGAAGUGGAGUUUCCAAAAGAUUACUAGAAAUGCUUGGGAAUUCACUCACUUCCUUUCAGUAUUAAUUUAUGAUCCCAGUGAUUGCACUUGCUGGGUUGGAAGCAAUAAGUAUUGAGGAUAAAUUAUUUACUUAACAUUGAUGCUAGUUAAUACCAGUCCUUUAGCAAGCAUCUUGUUAAAUUGUAAGACAGACAUUGACAGUACAAUAAUACAAUCCUGUUCUUGCCUUUCUGACAGUGAAGGCUUUUGCAGUUGGUGUUAAUUAAUUACAAUGA
Zingiber officinale is the source of this 2509-nucleotide messenger RNA. Its product is annotated as AT-rich interactive domain-containing protein 2-like. The transcript is spliced from 2 exons. Gene Ontology annotation, molecular function: DNA binding. The record is from RefSeq and is a predicted model, not a curated record. The coding region runs from base 542 to 2209 and encodes 555 amino acids. Lineage: Eukaryota; Viridiplantae; Streptophyta; Magnoliopsida; Zingiberales; Zingiberaceae.